AUGCCGCUUGCGGCCAAGUCCGGUUUGGCCCCUGCUGUAUUUGCUGCCGCUCCUCCUCCUUUCCCUCCUCCGGCCAAUCCCCAUCUGUGCCCGUCUUCCUUUCCCUCCUUCUUGGGCCGCGCUGCGCGCGGCAGGGCAGUUCCUGCCUGCGGCGCGCAAGCGAGCCUGCCAUGCAGGUGCCAGCCCACUCCCCUCCCUCCGCAGAGCACUGGCGCGGCUCGAACCUGGCGAAGCGCAGCGGCGACCAAGCGCUUCGUGGCCCUGGCUCUGCAGCGGCUGGCGCAUCCUGCUUUGUUCACUGCUGUUGGCCUGGAGCAAGCCAUCGGCAUGUCUGCGCGCAAAGACACAAGAUCUGUGACAAGCCACAGGGGGCGGCGGACCCAUGUGCACCAGGAGCAAGCCAGCACGCUCGGGAUAAGCUUCUUGGCAGCAGCACGGGCAGCGCAAGGUGCACCGGAGCAGGCCAGCAUGUCUGAGGCGAGCUUCUGUUAG
Messenger RNA from Prorocentrum cordatum, 492 nucleotides. The record is from the annotation of a GenBank genome assembly. Lineage: Eukaryota; Dinophyceae; Prorocentrales; Prorocentraceae.